Tetrahymena thermophila SB210 is the source of this 1575-nucleotide messenger RNA. RefSeq names its product transmembrane protein, putative. NCBI's taxonomy places the organism in Eukaryota, Ciliophora, Oligohymenophorea, Hymenostomatida, Tetrahymenidae. The transcript has 2 exons. The record is from RefSeq and is a predicted model, not a curated record.
AUGGUUAGAUUAGUUAGGGAAUAUGAACAGAAUUAUCAAAUACCACAAAUAAAAAAUUCUGAUAUUUAAGAAAAAUUCGACAAACAUAUUUAAGACAAUCGAUCAUCGAUUUUCUAUAAUUUAUUUUUAUUUAUUUUAUUGAUAGAGUUUAGUUCAGAAGGUUUGCAUUUGGUUUAUCUUUAUCCUUAAAGUUAACCAUUUUAGCAGCCAAGUUUUGGUAAUAAAAGUAUAAGCAGUACUUAAUAUACUCUAAUACAUAUAAUUCUUUCUUCUAGUGGCUUCAUAUUCGGAAUCUUUUCAGGAUAUGUAAAUGAUUUUGUGAAGAGGAAAUAUUCUUUUAUGAUCUACUUGGUACCUUAUUACACUAUAAUAAUAAUGCAGGUGUUCUUAAUGAUACAAUAUAUUUACUAUGAUUAAAGCUAUUAUGUUAUUAAUAAUAACGACAAACUUAAUAUGAAAUAAAUAGUAUUAAUUAUUGAAUUCUUCUGGCAUAUGAUUCAAGAUGGCUACAAAGUUGUUACUUAUCUGAUUAUUCUUGAUUAUUUUCUUAACGAAAAAUAUUACUUCUAUUUUGCAUUGAUUAUUGUUGCUUAAUAAGACUUUAGCUAUACAUUAUAAAUAGGUGUCUACUCCUUUGUUGUUUAUUUCUAGCACAAUAAUUUUUAUAGCGAAUACUAUGAACCAGAUAAUGCUAAUAUCUAAAAUGCACCAACUCUUAGCAGCACAUCACGAAUUGUUUUAUUAGUAUUUUACUUAACAAUAUCUCUGUGCUCUAUAAUACCUUUUAAAAGAAUUCUUAAAAUUUUAGAAGAAAAGCACUCGAUAGAAGAAUAAGACGAAGAGCUACUUAAUUACAACAUAUUAGGAGCUAAUAAAUAAAAUGUAUUUGACAACUUUUCAUACCUAAUCAACAAAAAAACAUAUAUUGUCUAUGUGAUUAUUUUUAUCAUCUUCUACUAAACAUCCCUUUUUUAGUGGAUUGCCACUUAUUAAAACUCGUUUUUUUUAGAUUAUGCAAAUAAGUUGAAUAUUAAUAAUGUUCUAAUACCAAUCAAUAAUAUCCUAAAUCCAAUAUUUUCUAUAAUCUUCACUAUUUAUUUUGCUUAUAAAUUUAAAGACGAGACUAAUCCCUUCGGAUUAUAACUUGACUAAAAACUGAGAUUAUCAUGCACAGCUAUUUAAAUCUUUAAUUUUUUUAUGCUUAUUGCUAAUUCUUGUAGAUCAAAAGAUUGCUAAGAUGGAUUAAUUGGUAACUCAAUUUUAGAAAUUUUCCUCUCUGUGAUGUACAUUUGCAGCUCCUUUAUAGGUACAGCUUCAAAUUUUUUACUAAUGUGCUCAAUACUUAAAAUUGCUGAAAUAUUUAAUGUUAGAAGCAAAGUAUUAGGAUCAGCAUUUAGCAUUUAUAUUUCAGCUUUGUAUGGAUUUGAAGUAAUUGACUAUUUAAUGUAUAACUACCCUAGUUCAAGUUCUUUCUCUACAAUUCUCUAUAGUGUCUAUUUUGCUCUUAACUCUCUUUCUCUUUUUGCUAUGAUUAUAAUACAUUCUAAGUACCACAAAACUGUAAAAGUUCACUGA